GCGUUGGAGCCAUUAGCGCGGAACGUAAUGGCGAAGCCACCGCCGUCUCUCUCGGGACAGGACGUAGGAUCAUUUGCCUACCUUACAAUUAAAGACAGAACACCACAGAUCUUAACUAGGGCUAUUGAUACAUUGCAUCGACAUAAAAGUGAAUUUUUUGAGAAACAUGGAGAGGAAGGCACGGAAGCUGAAAAGAAAGCUAUCUCUCUUCUUUCUAAGUUACGGAAUGAAUUGCAAACAGAUAAACCAUUUAUCCCCUUGGUUGAGAAAUUUGUUGAUACUGACAUAUGGAAUCAGUACCUAGAAUAUCAUCAGAGUCUUUUAAAUGAAAGUGAUGAAAAACCAAGGUGGUUCUACUCACCAUGGUUGUUUGUAGAAUGCUACAUGUAUCGUAGAAUUCAUGAAGCAAUUAUCCAGAGUCCACCAAUUGAUGACUUUGAUGUAUUUAAAGAAUCAAAAGACCAAAAUUUCUUCGAGUCACAAGAAUCUAUCAUUGCUUUAUGUACUUACCUGCAAGAGUUGGUGAGAACUAUUGAAGAUCUAGAUGAAAGUCAGCUGAAAAAUGAAUUUUUUAAACUUCUGCAGGUAAGUGUGAUAAUUAAUCUCCCAAAUAUAUUUGUUAAUUUAAACAGAAAAUAA
Molecule: messenger RNA, 639 nt
Organism: Propithecus coquereli (Coquerel's sifaka)
Lineage: Eukaryota; Metazoa; Chordata; Mammalia; Primates; Indriidae
Gene: DCPH1
Product: acidic residue methyltransferase 1
Exons: 4
Coding region: 28-639 (203 amino acids)
Biological process (GO): DNA damage response
Cellular component (GO): nucleus; cytoplasm
Molecular function (GO): phosphatase activity
Source: RefSeq, a predicted model, not a curated record